CUCCCGCCAUGUCCGUGCGCAGUGCAUUCAAGCGAUGUUCGUAUGGCGGACAGAGCCUCUCGCUUCCCAUCACCACCACCAACAACAAUCCCGUGCAUCAUCCGUGCCGAUCGUACAUCUCUGGGCACCUCAAUCUAUUCAACUAGAAUCUGCGCGCACCUCCAUCUCUUCUAGCCCAUCAUCGCUUUCUCAGCCACGUUAUUUCGGUCGGCCAGCAAGAUGGCGACCGACGCUAACUGCAUCUUUUGCAAGAUUAUUGCUGGGCAGAUCCCGAGCAUGAAGCUGUACGAGGAUGAUCAGACACUGGCUUUCCUGGACAUUGGUCCAAUCUCUCGAGGUCACACGUUGGUCAUUCCAAAGUACCACGGCGCCAAACUUCAUGAUCUUCCAGACGAGACGCUGGGAAAAAUUUUACCUGUCGCGAAGAGAUUGGCCAUCGCUAGCGGAGCAGAGGACUACAAUGUUUUGCAAAACAAUGGAAGAGCUGCUCAUCAGCUCGUGGAUCACGUUCAU
Molecule: messenger RNA, 513 nt
Organism: Ceraceosorus guamensis
Lineage: Eukaryota; Fungi; Basidiomycota; Exobasidiomycetes; Ceraceosorales; Ceraceosoraceae
Product: HIT-like protein
Exons: 3
Biological process (GO): nucleotide metabolic process
Molecular function (GO): catalytic activity
Source: RefSeq, a predicted model, not a curated record